UUUACGUAAUUGCUUUUCUCACAUAGCUUACAUCCUGAUUAUUCUAUAUUUUUCUACAGAAACAGAGAGUGUGUGGAUUAAAAUUUACCGUCGCAUUAUUUCAGCCAUAUAGCGAUCAGAAACAAAUACAUCUGCUGAAUGAGGUGCUCCCAGAUCAGUGACAACGCAGAAUCGACGCAGACAUGACAUCCUUGACAAACCUGCUGUAUACCAUCGUGUGUUUCCACCUUUCCUCCUUGGAGGUAACAGUGCCCGUUCAGACAAAUAUAGCUCAAGGCAAACCAACCAUUCAGUCCAACACGUACCACAAUGCUGUCUCGUCCUAUGCUGUGGAUGGUGUAACAGGAGGAAACUUCCAUACUGACCGUUGUAUGCACACACGUGGUGGCAACGGCUGGUGGAUGGUGGAUCUUCUUCAUGUGUACAAUAUUUCGAGGAUCACUGUUUUCAGGAGAACAGACGUCCUCGGUCGCCCAGAUCUUUUUAAAAUCGUCGGCUUUGAUCUGCAUCCUACACUCUGUCCUCUAUCAUCCCCGAAAGUCUGCGUCAACCAACUCGGCAAUUUCACAGGUCAAUCCAAGACUGUGCCUUGUGAACAGGAGGUCAUGGCCAGAUAUGUAAAAGUUUCCUCCUCUGCUAACGUGAUGAUGUGUGAGAUGCAAGUGUUUGGACAGAAAAUAGGUGGAUGCUUGAGGAAUAAGUUACAAGUGAAAGACGGCAACAAACUGGAUGACUCCUCUAUCACCAUGUUACGUGGUAAUGCCUCAAGUCAUGUGGAGUGCAGCAUCAACUGUUACAGACUCCACAACUGUCUGUUCUUCAACUUCAACAGACUGACUGGAGAAUGUCAGACAGGAAGUGGCCAGGAAACUUCCGCUUCUUCCUCGGCAGCUGGCUGGGACUUCGGCACAUUUUGUUAAAGGGCUGUUUAUCCUGUCUCUGCUGAAUAUGUUUCAUAUAUGCCAACUGUUUAUGUAUUUAAUAUGUUUUUAUCGAGGCAGGAUAGGCCUGUGACUACGGAAUUUUGUCAGGUUUGGGACUUACUUAAUCCAACAUCACACACCUUAAUGUGAAAUCUCAAACAUAUAGAUGUUAUUUCUAUGAUUGUGUUAAUAUGCUCAAUGACGUUAUGCAAGCCAUAUGUUUAUGAACAGAUGUUGAAUAAGUCAUGGGGAAACAUGGUAUUCAAUAUACAGUGAGUGAGUGAGUGAGUUUAUGCUUUACGUCACAUCGGCAAUAUUUCAGCCCAUCGUUUUAAAUAUACAGAUCUGUAGAAUUUCUCUAUAUUGACGAAAUAUAUGCUUGUGUUCUUAUGUGUACCUUGUAAACAUAUCUAAACACUUUCACUAAUUUGAAAGAUGAAUGUAGACUUUGUGACUUUGCUGAGGCCUCAGGAUGUUUCAGAAAAAUAAGCGGGAACUUUCACAACUUGUAUCUACACAUUUUUGUAUUACCGUGUUCGUGUAAUGGCAAAAUACAAUUACUAAACUGAUCACGGUCGUGAAUUCAAGUACUGAUCAAUAUCGCUGCGAUGGGUUGUUCGUUUCACGGCCUAUUCCUACACCUGUAUCCAAAAUUCUAUACGUUAUCAAAUCUCAAAACUGGACCCGUUUGCCACCACUGCUUCGUUUCGGAAAUAAUGACGCCGGAUUCAAUUCUAGAUCGCUUAUCGCGAAGCACAUUUUUCGGUUCCAGUUGUACUUCCAAAAGUCAAGUCGAUUUGUAUGUUCAUCUCUCUGAAUAUUUGACCGUCACUGAAGAUCAUUUAUAUACCAGAAGCUUGUUCACGUGAACAUUAUCUGAUCAUCGAUACACCUUUAUAUGUAAAUCUAUAUAUAAAUGAGAUUAAAAAAUAAGUGUUUCAAAGUAUGGCUACGCAUUAACUUACUUUUCUUGAUAAAACGAUUAAUGUAAACGUUUACCUCAAAGCUUUUGUGAAAAAAUCCCGGAAAUACUUAUAAAAUCAGGUGUUAAACUCCUCACAUGUUUAUACAUAAAGCACCAUACCUUGACCUGCAGCCAUGAAUAACACAUUUAUCUAAACCGAUUCAAACAGCUUGUGUAUAUUUGUCUUUUUCAAAUUAUUGUUUAAAACAACGGGAAAACGGGAAAACCUGGUGACAUUUAUGUUUUUGAGACAUAUUUCCCUUUUACGCUCAAUGGAAUCUUUUCAGCAGAAAAUCGAGACUGGUUAAUUUCUGGACUUUUUUGUUUUAUUGUGUAUUUAUUAUCUUCUGAUAACUUAAUUGUCUCGUUGUUUUCAAGGUAUUUGUUUAAUGGCAUAAUAAAAAUCUAUUACUCAAUGAGCUUGUUGGUAUCGUAUUUACUUAUAUUGCCUUAUUUGUUUUGCU
Messenger RNA from Haliotis rufescens (red abalone), 2351 nucleotides. Its product is annotated as fucolectin-like. NCBI's taxonomy places the organism in Eukaryota, Metazoa, Mollusca, Gastropoda, Lepetellida, Haliotidae. The transcript has 4 exons. The record is from RefSeq and is a predicted model, not a curated record. Bases 183 to 920 code for a protein of 245 amino acids.